AUGAGGAGGUCCGUGCUGAGGCCUCGCUGUGGUCCCGGUCUGGAGCGGCCCUCGGAGCCCGGGCAGAUGGCGGAUGUGAGAGAAAGCAGACGUGCAAAUUGUGUGCGACACAAUAAAGAUAAAGAUCGGGCGGCGAGUAUCGGAACAUGGAUCAGAGCGGCCCCGCGGAGAGAAGGGCCCCGCGGAGAGACAGGCUGCCGCGGAGAGACAGGCUGCCGCGGAGAGACAGGCUGCCGCGGAGAGACGGGCUGCCGCGGAGAGACAGGCCCCGCAGAGAGAAGGGCCCCGCAGAGAGACAGGCCCCGCAGAGAGACGGGCCCCGCGCUGUCGCAAUGGAAAGGGCAAUAA
Molecule: messenger RNA, 348 nt
Organism: Knipowitschia caucasica
Lineage: Eukaryota; Metazoa; Chordata; Actinopteri; Gobiiformes; Gobiidae
Source: the annotation of a GenBank genome assembly